Molecule: messenger RNA, 192 nt
Organism: Macrosiphum euphorbiae (potato aphid)
Lineage: Eukaryota; Metazoa; Arthropoda; Insecta; Hemiptera; Aphididae
Source: the annotation of a GenBank genome assembly
CGAGGCGGUGUCAAACGUAUUUCCGGUUUGAUCUACGAAGAGACCCGUGGAGUUCUGAAGGUUUUCUUAGAAAACGUGAUCCGUGACGCAGUCACAUACACCGAGCACGCCAAGAGGAAGACCGUCACCGCCAUGGACGUCGUGUACGCUCUCAAACGUCAAGGCCGUACUCUGUACGGUUUCGGAGGUUAA